Rhododendron vialii is the source of this 1481-nucleotide messenger RNA. Its product is annotated as probable cinnamyl alcohol dehydrogenase 1. Gene Ontology annotation, molecular function: oxidoreductase activity, acting on the CH-OH group of donors, NAD or NADP as acceptor; zinc ion binding. Lineage: Eukaryota; Viridiplantae; Streptophyta; Magnoliopsida; Ericales; Ericaceae. The coding region runs from base 160 to 1227 and encodes 355 amino acids. The transcript is spliced from 7 exons. The record is from RefSeq and is a predicted model, not a curated record.
AUAAUAAGCUGGUUUAAAAGUCUCAUCUCAUCAGGCUACACGGAUCUCUGAUUUCAAAAUACAAGGAUCUCUCUCUCUCUCUCUCUCUCUCUGAAGUCAAUCUCCGGGUUAAGCAGAUGAUGACAUAGAACUCUCUAUGGUGGACAGUAUUGGUACGAAAUGAGCUCCAAUAGUUCAAAUGAGGACUGCCUUGGAUGGGCGGCGAGAGACCCAUCUGGAGUUUUGUCACCUUACAAAUUCAGCCGCAGGCUUCUUGGACAUGAUGAUGUUUCACUAAGGAUUACACACUGUGGAGUUUGCUAUGCUGAUGUUGCCUGGACUAGGAAUAAACAAGGACAUUCUAAGUAUCCCCUAGUACCCGGCCACGAAAUUGUCGGAAUUGUAAGGGAAGUUGGUUCAAAUGUCAAGCGGUUCAGAGUUGGUGACCAUGUUGGAGUGGGGACCUAUGUUAACUCAUGCAGAGAGUGCGAUUAUUGUAAUGAUGGUUUAGAAGUUCACUGCAUGAAGGGAGCAGUCUACACUUUUGACGGUUUUGAUGUUGAUGGCACCAUCACUAAAGGAGGAUACUCUAGUUUCAUUGUUGUGCAUGAAAGGUACUGCUUCAGAAUACCAGACAAUUACCCAUCAGCUUUAGCAGCGCCAUUGCUAUGUGCUGGAAUUACUGUUUACACUCCCAUGAUGCGCCAUAACAUGAACCAACCUGGGAAGUCUUUGGGUGUGAUUGGGCUUGGUGGUCUUGGUCACUUGGCAGUGAAGUUUGGGAAAGCUUUCGGAUUGAAUGUGACGGUUUUUAGCACAAGUAUAUCAAAGAAAGAGGAAGCUUUGAUUCUGCUUGGAGCAGAUAACUUUGUGCUCUCAUCUGACGAACAACAGAUGAUGGCCCUGGCUAAAUCAUUGGACUUCAUUAUCAACACAGCAUCUGGUGAUAUUCCAUUUGAUCCAUACAUGUCGCUAUUGAAGACUGCUGGUGUUUUGGUCUUGGUGGGGUUCCCAAGUGUAGUGAAACUCAGUCCAGCUAGCCUUAUCUUGGGUAUGAAAACCAUUUCGGGAAGUAUAACUGGAGGCACAAAACAGACUCAGGAAAUGUUGGACUUCUGUGCUGCCCAUAAAAUUUUCCCCGAGGUUGAAAUAAUUCCAAUUCAGUAUGCAAAUGAAGCUCUUGAGAGGCUCAUAAAGAAGGACGUGAAAUAUCGGUUUGUGAUUGAUAUUGAGAACUCCCUUAAGUGACACCUGAAGGGGAAUAGUAUUUUGUCAAUGCAUACAUCAGUCGUUUACAUGAACUGGAGUUGCCAUGAAGCCUGUAGGUUUACAUCUACUUUGUACCGGAGAUUAUUGAGGAACCAUGUUCUGUAUCUUGUUAUUAUUUAUAGUUAUUAAAAUUUGCUCAGGCGAAGCAAAUUUAUUCUAAAGAUAAAAUGUGUAUGUUGAAUGACAAUUCUCCGUUUAUUGAACAAACUGAAACACCGAUAUCUUUCGUCUCU